This is a messenger RNA of Spinacia oleracea (spinach), 855 nucleotides long. RefSeq lists its product as uncharacterized. The record is from RefSeq and is a predicted model, not a curated record. The transcript has 3 exons. Gene Ontology annotation, cellular component: endoplasmic reticulum membrane. The coding region runs from base 1 to 855 and encodes 284 amino acids. Gene Ontology annotation, molecular function: hydrolase activity, acting on ester bonds. Lineage: Eukaryota; Viridiplantae; Streptophyta; Magnoliopsida; Caryophyllales; Amaranthaceae. Gene Ontology annotation, biological process: GPI anchor biosynthetic process.
AUGGAAGAAGAAAGAUUUCAGAAUGAGAUUGAGAAAAUUGAGUUAACAGACAAUGAUGCAAUGUGGAAUUUUCCUGUGCUUAUAUAUUUAUGUCUCUUUGCUUUGAUGGACUUUUUUUUCUGCCAUAUGUUCUUGAGGGACUGUUCUCCUAGGCUUAGCAUAUAUCUUAAAAGUGUAACUUAUCAGCAAAUUCAGUGGAGUAAAGUGCUGGUGUUAGAAAUGAUUCCAGUGAAUGUUUUGGCGUUAUUAUUAGUCGUGUUUGAUGCUGUGUACUCCAUUGCUUUGAUGAACUUUAUUUGCACUUUUCAACCAUUCUGUUGCUUGUCAUUAUCUCCAAUAAUGCUUGACUGGGUAGAAAUCUUCAACUGUUUAUAUCUUCAUGUCUCCAGGGGUUGUGUGGAGAAUUGUCAGGAGACGGGUUGUGUUGGAAGUCAACAAUGCUUUCAGCAUUGCAUAUUCACCGCUGAUGGUAACAUUUCUGAUGGUCGGUGGUACCUCCAAGAACCACUCUAUCUGAAAUGGAAACAAUGGGAUUGCCACAGUGAUUGCCGCUACUAUUGUAUGCUUGCAAGGGAGGAGGAAAGAAGAAAGCUCGGCGAGAAGCCUGUCAAGUAUCACGGAAGAUGGCCUUUUCGUCGUGUUUAUGGAAUUCAGGAACCUGUUUCUGUUUCUUUUUCUGCACUCAAUCUUGCUAUACAAUUUCAUGGUUGGAUAUCUUUCUUCAUUCUUGUCAACUACAAGCUGCCUUUGACGGAUAAUCGAAAGACGUACUAUGAGUAUUCUGGCCUUUGGCAUAUCUAUGGUGUCCUAGAAAUGAACUGUUGGUUCUGGGCUCCAGUUUUCCACAGUCGGUAA